Cavia porcellus (domestic guinea pig) is the source of this 4993-nucleotide messenger RNA. It is a transcript of the gene Stk24, whose product is annotated as serine/threonine kinase 24. The coding region runs from base 906 to 2201 and encodes 431 amino acids. Gene Ontology annotation, molecular function: protein serine/threonine kinase activity; ATP binding. The transcript is spliced from 11 exons. Gene Ontology annotation, biological process: negative regulation of cell migration; protein phosphorylation. The record is from RefSeq and is a predicted model, not a curated record. Gene Ontology annotation, cellular component: cytoplasm. NCBI's taxonomy places the organism in Eukaryota, Metazoa, Chordata, Mammalia, Rodentia, Caviidae.
GGCUGGGGCUGAAGUCUAGACGCGGCUUCCUUCCAUUGUCCUCCCUUCCUUCGGGCCGCUCCGCACCCCACUUUCCCCUCCUCACGGAGGGGGAGUCCCGCCUGAGUGCAGUGCAGUACCCAGCCCCCGGCAGCCCGAGCGAGGCUGUUUAUAGCCGCUACAGCCCAGGACCGGACCCACUCUCCCGGCCUUUCCCCUCUCGGUUUCCUCCUUGGGCUGGUUGGAAACUUCACGCAGACACCAAAGAAGCUCCGCCCUGGUCUUUCGGCAAAGGGCAGACGCUGAGGCCCCGCUGGGUUACCCCCUCAAAACCCUGGCCAAGGGGGCCGCCCAGAGCCCAGGUUUCCAGGGGCCCAGGAUCGGAGAGGGCAGGAGGGGCCGGCAGUGUAGGAGCUGCCUGGUGCUUCCUGCCCCUCUGCGGCUCCAGUCCACCGGGCCCCCCGCACGGCUGGCCGAGGCCCCCUCCUCUUCUCCCUCCCCUCGCGCCCCACCCGCGCGCGCCAGGCGGAGGCUGCGGCCUAGGGCUUCGGGGCCGCCGCCGGCCUCCUCACUCGCGCGCUGACUCCCUCCCUCCCGCUCCGGCUCCUCUCCGGCUCCGGAAGCGCGGGGCGGGGUCCCCGGCCGGGCCGCGGGGGCGGGCGCGGGGGCCGGGCCGGGGCGGGGCGCUCGCGGGCUCGGCCGGCUGCGCGCGCCCACUCCGGCUCCCGGCGGCCCAGCGCGCGGGCUCAGGCCCUGUCCGGCUCCCGCGACUCCACGCCGGUGGCUCCUCGCUCAGGCCCCGCGGCCCUCGCCCCGCUCCCGGCGCCGCGCAUGGGGACGCGGCCCGCCGCGCGCCGCUGAGCCCCGCGGCCUGGUCGCCGCGCCUCGGGCCCGGCCGUCCCGGCCAGGAAGCGCCGUCCCGCGCCAUGGCGCACUCCCCGGUGCAGCCGGGCCUGCCGGGCAUGCAGAACCUGAAAGCAGACCCAGAGGAGCUUUUUACAAAACUAGAGAAGAUUGGAAAGGGCUCUUUUGGUGAGGUGUUCAAAGGCAUUGACAAUCGGACUCAGAAGGUGGUUGCCAUAAAAAUCAUUGAUCUGGAAGAAGCUGAAGAUGAGAUAGAGGACAUUCAACAAGAAAUCACAGUGCUGAGUCAGUGCGACAGUCCAUACGUAACCAAAUAUUAUGGAUCCUACCUGAAGGACACGAAGCUCUGGAUAAUAAUGGAGUAUCUUGGUGGCGGCUCCGCCCUGGACCUGUUAGAACCUGGCCCUUUAGACGAAACUCAGAUUGCCACCAUAUUAAGAGAGAUACUGAAGGGACUCGAUUACCUGCACUCGGAGAAGAAGAUCCACAGAGAUAUUAAAGCGGCCAACGUUCUGCUGUCUGAACAUGGAGAAGUGAAGCUGGCUGACUUCGGAGUGGCCGGCCAGCUGACAGAUACCCAGAUAAAGAGGAACACCUUCGUGGGCACCCCUUUCUGGAUGGCACCUGAGGUCAUCAAACAGUCAGCCUACGACUCGAAGGCAGACAUCUGGUCCCUGGGCAUCACGGCCAUAGAGCUGGCACGUGGGGAGCCGCCCCAUUCUGAGCUGCAUCCCAUGAAGGUUCUAUUCCUCAUUCCAAAGAACAACCCCCCAACGCUGGAGGGCAGCUACAGCAAGCCCCUCAAGGAGUUCGUGGAGGCCUGUUUGAAUAAGGAGCCAAGCUUUAGACCCACAGCGAAGGAGUUGCUGAAGCACAAGUUUAUCAUUCGCAAUGCGAAGAAGACGUCGUACCUGACCGAGCUCAUCGACAGGUUCAAGAGGUGGAAGGCGGAGCAGAGCCAUGACGACUCUAGCUCCGAGGACUCGGACACGGAGACAGAUGGCCAGGCAUCUGGAGGCAACGACGCUGGGGACUGGAUCUUCACCAUCCGAGAGAAGGACCCCAAGAAUCUCGAGAACGGAGCUCUCCAGCCCUCGGAGUUGGAAAGAAGUAAGAUGAAAGACAUCCCAAAGAGGCCUUUCUCUCAGUGUUUAUCGACAAUUAUCUCUCCCCUGUUUGCAGAGCUGAAGGAGAAGAGUCAGGCAUGUGGGGGAAACCUGGGGUCCAUAGAGGAGCUGCGCGGCGCCAUCUACCUGGCGGAGGAGGCCUGCCCCGGCAUCUCCGACACCAUGGUGGCCCAGCUUGUGCAGCGGUUGCAGAGAUAUUCUCUAAGUGGCGGAGGAACGUCAUCCCACUGAAAUUCCUUUGCCAUCGGGGUCUUGUUUUUCCUGUUUUCUUCUUCAUCCUCCUUCUUUUAAAAAGUCAUUGAGAGCCUUUGCUGACUCUGCCGAGGAGGCGCCAGCGAGGGGCGUGACCAGCGACGUGGCCAGGGAUGGCCCGCCUCACCGCACUGGAGCCUCAGGAAUCUCUCUGCGGGGUGGGAGGGUCAGCUCCUUCAAGUGGUGGUUUUAUUUUUUUAAUGUUUUUUUAAUUUUAACCAUUAGUGCACAUAUUCAAGGAAAGUUAUCUUUAAAAACAAAAACCCACCCUGAAAUGUAUAUUUGGGAUUCUGAUCAGGCAACCGAAGAUGCGAAACCUCAGGUAUCCUGCUUUAUGUGCUCGCUCCCCCGGGGGCCGGGGCGUGCCCUGGCGGAUGGGUGUACAGAUUUGUAUAUAGUGUCAUUUUUACAGAACCCUCUGGCGUGCAGAAGGAUCACUGUGCACAUACUGGCCAAGUGCUUCUGUAGAUAAUGUCCGUGGAGUAAAUAUUCGACAGGCCAUAACUUGAGUCUAUUGCCUUGCCUUUAUUACAUGUAAAUUUUGAAUUCUGUGACCAGUGAUUUGGGUUUUCUUUUGUAUUUUCAGGGUUUGCCAUUAAUAAUAAUGAAUGCCCCUCUUAUGAACACUCCUCUUUGUACCUCGACAAAUGCAAAAUUUCCUCUCGUUCGCCCUCCACCCUUUUGGUACACGUUAGAAGUUGAUUUCCUUUUUUCAUCGAUGGUACUAUUAGUGUUUAAAUUGGAUCAUCUGUUGCCUCAUGAAGCUUUAAAUUAUUUUAAGUUUCUCCCAGAUGAAGCGCUCUCGUCUCACCUCUGUUUGGAUUUGUGCCACUGCCCGUCUGCACCCAGUGUCCUGUCCUCUCCGACACGAUUUUCCGUUGCACCUUGUAGUGGAGUCUGCAUAUCAUCUUGCCCACCUAGAAGUGUCUGGAUGCUUCACGAAUAAAUUUUAUAACACUUAUUUUGCAUACUCUUCUUGACACAUGCCUCUGUAGUUCUGUAGUGCACAGGUCUGCUGUGUAUGUGUGUGUGUGAGAGAGAGAGAGAGAGAGAGACAGACAGAGAGACAGAGAGACAGAGACAUCUCAGAAGGCUGCAGGGAAGCAGCGGAUGUGAGAAGGCUGAUUGUCCCGGUCAGCAACCUAUGCAACUUGCGUGAUUGGUCAGUGAGAAGAUGUGGUUGGGUGUUGCCGGUUUGUGAAAUUGCUGGACCUCUUGCUGGGACCUUAACAGGUGGCUUUGGUUCCAGUUGACCAGGGUGUCUGUUUUUCUUCACUUGCUGCAGGGCAUUGCUUGGCAAGGCGGGACACAUCUCUGGGUUUCUGGGAUGGGAAAGGGUUCUAGUUGCAAUUCUUGACUAUCUCACUUAGGUAUUUGUAGCAUUUUCUAGUUUUUGAUGUCCAUUGCUGUCAGCUCUUGUUGGUUCUUAAGCAGUAGGACACAGGUUUUGGGAGGCAAGGAAGUUACUGAGCCUUGGGAAGUCAGCGCAGCCAUAGGCUGGUGGGCUGGACCUGUAGAGGACAGGGGCCAAGGACAGGCCUGGCCUGAGGUGCUGGAAAGGGUAGGGGCUGGCUGUAUUGUGAUUGGUUUAUAAGUCUGUGGUUUGUAAGUCUGUGUUCAAUGACGACAUUUGAUCGGAAGCGGAUUUGGUUUGCAUAGUCCUAUGAGACAAGUAGAACUGAACUGAUGAUUCCUUGUAUGAAGCUUGAGCUGAAGGCCACUUUUGGCUGUUGCAGGAGAGACCCACUCAGCUCGCUGUUCCUGGCUGCGCUGUGAGAGCACUGGUGCAGGCAGCAGCUUUUCUGAUGGACGGAGCUUGCCCUCUGUGCAGGGAGAUGGCGACAUGCCUUUGCUAUGGAAGCCAGUCUCCUUUUCUCCUGUGCGUGCUAUGGACGGAGCCAGGGCUUCGUACCUAACUAGCGAGCGCUGAGCUCUGUCCCAGCCCUGGAAACCAUGCUUCGGUUCUAGUAACUGCUGAGUGCUAGUGGAUAGAUCCUAACUGAGCACAUGGUAUGAAUAUGAGUGGGUUCUCUAAGCCACUGGCCAGGUUGAUGAUGCAUAGUUCCACCCCCAGAAAAGCCACAGACGAGCCUUCUGAAUUUCACUGGCUCUGGCAGAUGCACAGUGAUAAUGAUGGCUGUCUUGGCCUUCAAGAGUGGCUCACCCUGCUGUCCAGUCUCUCCUGGGUUGCUGCUUUCUGUAGACACACAAGUCAACUGAAAUGCUUCGAGGAGCAUCUUGCUUAGCCAAGCAAGUUGGCAUCUUCAUCCUGCAGCAGAGAAGGCUUUGCUGUCACCUGAGCUGCCAUGGCCCAUGCUCACGCAGCCAGCUGGGAAAGCUGAGUAGUGUGGCCCUGUGAUGACCGUGUGCAGUUCAACUGUGGUUUAUGCCAUUGAAGUUGUCCUUUGUGGCCAGCUAGCUGGACCCAGUGAGGUGGGCCAGUGGGGUGACAUCAGAUGGAUGCCUUGGCCACCUCGCAGCCGGGCUUAGCCUCUUGGCGGAACGAAGUGCCACCUGCCUUCCAAAAGUCGUGUUCUCUAGUUGCUCUUGUCGAGUGUGUAGUUUGGUUCUCUGUGAAGUAUUUUGUACUUUUCCUUUGGCAAAACGUGCUUGGUUUAUAAGCAUUUUUAUAUUUCCUUCCUUAAAAAAACCAUGGCUUCUGUAUUUCUGCUACCAAAUACAGUGAUGAAGGCAGAGGGCCCUUGAAGGGCGUGCUCCUGAGCACUUGUACUCUGUCGUACAAGGGUCAAUAAAGCUCUCCGAAAAUGGUU